AAAGAGUUCCGCGGACGUGUUAAAGGGAAAGGGGUGGUCGUGUCUCGUCUUAUUUUUCCACAUAUGGAUUCAUUUUAACGUCAGAUAGGUCGAAAAACUAGGGAGAUGGUGGUCACAGAUUCAUUAUACAGUCUCUACCUCCGUGCCCAGGAGAAGUACAAUGAAGGCUGUAACGAUUUUGAGGAGCACUUUACGUGGCUCGAGGAGGUUGUGUCAGCAGCUUGCGAUACGUUUGCCACAACCGAUCCCUCUCUCUUGCCAAAGACACCGGGGGUAAGAAGGACAAAGAAAAGGGCACUUCAGCCAGCGUUAACAGAUAUUUCAGAAUCUCCUCCAUCAAAAAGGGUAUCCACUGAAGAUGCCAAUAAUAAGGAUAAUGCCACAACUCCAACAGAAGCGCCUGCCAGAAAGGGAAGGGCAGCUGCAAGGGUGGCGCAGUCAAAGACCAGGCAAUAUGUACAGCAGUCUAUCAAGUUCAAACUAAGGCGUCCUUCGACACCAGAGGACCCCAGAAGGAAUAAGACCACACCCUCUUCAAGUGAUUGUGCAAAUUCAGCCAGAAAGAUCAGGUCUCGCAUACAAGAAACACCAGAGGGCCCAUCUACCCCAGUCAGAGCUGAACAAAAGAGCCAGGCCAAGGUGGAAGUUACACCUGAUACUGAAUCCAAAACAAAUAUAACCAAACCUGAGACACCACUACGUGAUAGCCUGAAAGAGACUCAUGAGGGUAACAGGAGAAGUAGUUCUGAUGUCAGAUUAAAAGAGGAAGAGGAAGAGAAGGCUGAUAUGAACUUACAGCUGAAUCUGUCUGAAAAUGAAGAUGAAAAUGAAGUGGAGCAGGAUGUGAAUGUGCCAGAGUGCACACAGUAUGACCUCAGGCUUGAGGACAGUGAAGAAAACAAGAGCGAAGAGGAUGUGUUUGAGAGCAUGGAAACUGACAUUAGAGAUGAUAAACCAUCUGUUCAGGAUGUUGCUGAUUGUAUGGUAUCCAGUGUUAUAACCACAAAAAGCAAAAACACAGCUGAAGAAAAUUCAACUACCACGUCCAAGUCUCCUGUAGAGGCAGCUCCUGCUCCCAAGGCUCGUUCAACUCGCACAAAGCAGAAGGCAUUGCCAUCAACAUCUGAAGAAAGCGAAGGAAGCCAAACAACAUCCAGUUCAAAUGUUUCUCAAUAUCCUGUACCAAAACCGCGUUCCACCCGAACCAAGCAGAAGAAAGAAGUCCAGCUAGGUAGCAGUUCAGAUGAAACCAAUGUCCAAAUGCAGCCACCAAAGGAGAUGCCUAAACAGAGAACAACACGCACCAAAACUAGAGCUAGAGAAGCCAUGACAUCAGAGAGUGAUAAGGAAACUUUAGAAAUCCAUUUAUCCACUGAGGAAGAGGUGCCUGUCCCGAGUCCAGACAGCAAGAAAAAGGAAGAUUUUUCCAAGCACAUCUCACAGACAAAGCCAAAACAGACCGAAAUUAUGAAAGAGGAGAGAGAAUUAGCAGACUCUCCAAAGCCGAGGUCUACCAGGACAAAGAAGCGCCAGGUGAAUGAGUCCCCAGCCAAGCAGCCGAGCAGAACUACAAGGACAAAGCGCAGGAAGUUUGAGGAGAGUGAGAAUGAAGUCCCAGCACCUGAGAAUAAAAGCCUGGUCCUCACACUGUCAGACUCUGAAGAGGAGGAGGUUCAGAAUGCUACAUAUAUUAAGGAAGACCAGGCUCCAAAGACCUCGAAACGCGACCACUCUGUGGAGUCCAUUUCUUCAGAGGCAUCAGUGAAAUCUUCUGCCUCCACUGCUUCCUUUGCUUCAGCACAAUCAACUAACUCUGUUGUAAAUGAGAAGCCAAGUGCUCGUGCUCAUGGAGGGCAAGGCCAGAGGGUAACUCGCUCCAAGGUGAGGCAGCUGCCCAACUUGUGUGGGAGCCCCAAAAAUACCACUGUCAAGAAAGGAAUGUCUCCUGCCAAGAGCAAUCCAGCUGGAACUCCAGGGAAGACGAACUUCACCAGAGGAUGCUGCACUCCAAAGUCUGAAAGUGGAACACCAAAGGGUAUGCGACUGCAUCAGGUUGAACCUCAUGCCAGAAGUCCUGUGAAAUACUCCCCUCGACCUUUUGCCAGCAAAAAAACAGCAGCUUCUGUGCGAGACAUGGCAACUGCUUAUCAGAAUUAUGUUGGGGAAACACUUAAUGAAACGGAGGAGAUUGUGGCCACACCAGUGCGAGUUACUCGUCACUCUAAUGGAAAUGGCAGGCGAGAGAGUUCUACUGCAAAGGCUGCUCGUAAGAGCCUCAAGCGUGCCUUAGAAGUAGCAAGGGCGGCUGAACUCAGAAAGAAAGAAAUCCAGGAGGAUGAUGAGACGCCAGAUUCCAGAGGCCCAAGAAUAAACCCCGCCCGGACACCAUCACCACACUGUCCUCCUGAAAAGGUUAUCCGACCCAAAACCGGAAGUAUACAUAGUGGCAGCUCGAAUUAUGGAAGCUCGGGCAGAGUAACCCCCAAAACAUUCUCUAGAAUUAGGCCUAUGCUAGCCUCUUCAAAUGAAUAUGCAAAGGUUCAGAAGAAGGUCUGGACCCCGACCGAGGGCAACCGUACAAGGGCCAUCAUGACCUCAGGCACGCCAAACGAGGCCAAACGUAUCAAGAACAUCGCCAGCGUGUCAACCUUCAUCAAGGUGGCGCCCUCCAAGCCGUCACGUGAGGAGAUGGAAGAGAAGAAGCAUAUGGAACUCUUAAGGAAGAGGGAGAGGGAGGAGGAGUCCAGGAGGAAGAAGGAAGAGCUCCUGAAAUCUAAGGCCGAGGACCAGAAGAGGCGCAACGAAGAGAGAAUGCGUCGUGUACAGGAAGCUAGAGAGGAAAAGGAGAGAAAGGCUGUUGAAGCCAAGGAGCAGCAGGAACGCGAAAGGAAGCUGCGAGAAGAGAGGUUGAAAGAGGAGCAGCAGCGCAAGAAGCAGCAGCUCCUGGCCAAGAAACGCGCUGAAGAGGAGGCCAGGAACCGCAAGAUAAGAGAACAGAUGGAGGAGGAAGAGAGGAGGAGACAGCAAGAGGAGGAAAGGAGAAUAGAAGAAGAAAGGAAAAUGGAGGAGGCAAGGAAAGCUGAAGAAGAAAGACGUGCUCAACUUGCUGAGCAAAAACGUUUGCAAGAAGAAGAGAAGAGGAGACGAAUUGCAGAAGCAGAACGUAUUCUUAGGGAACGCAAGGAGAUGGAGAAUCUGAGGUUACGUGAAGCAGAGAGAAUUGCUCAAAUGAAAAUGGCUGCUAAUGUUAAGAAGGCUGGACUGAAUGACACAUACAACGCCAACGACAACAAAGAAAACAGCAGCAACCUCAACGGCACUUUCACGAAGUCUAGUGGCCAAACCAAGGCAAGCAGUCAAGGGAACUCUGGGCGUUCAAAUAGCUAUGAAAUGACUCCUGAGAUCAAGAAACCAAAGAAGCUUGUUAAUGCCAACAACUACGACAUUGGUGACAUUAAGAGUGAUGACUCGACAGAUGAUGAGUCGGCCCCUAAGAAGAGCAUUCCACAUUGGGCUCUAGGGUCUCAGCUGAAGCUGUCUCUCAUCAACCAGGAGUACAACCCACCGGCCAUGGACGGCAUAUUCCCCCCAGAGGAGCUUCUCACCAUGCCUGAUCUCAGCCAAAUCUUCUCCAUCCAGCGCAGGAGAUUCUUCAAGCGCACGUCCUCAGCCAUUUGGAAUACCCCACCUUCAAAGCUGUUUGAAUCAUAUUGAUUUAAUAAGAAUAUUUUUAUUGAUUAGAUGUAGGGUUUUCAUCUUAGUGUCUACUUUUUGUUUUUCUCUGUGAAUGCUUGAUGUGAGUGCGAAUGAAGGCGUAGAUAUCCUGAUUUUAUUUUUAUUUACAUCUGAUUAAAUGGUGUAUAGUAUGUAUGAAUAUUAUUCUUGACAAGUCGUCUUUGUAUGUAUUUUCUUUAAAGAAAAUUAUUAGAGACUUUCUUUUUUACUCAUUUUGGGACAUUCGAAAUUAAUAUUACCAAUUGGCAAUCGGUAAUUUUCACUCAUAUUAAAACAUUUUCUUUCCAAAUACUUCUGUGUCCUCUUUCCUCCCAACCUCUCACAUGUUUCGCACAUUUAAGCAAAGGGAAAUGUUUGCCCAUUGUUGUGUUAUGUAAGGAAGAGAAGAGGGCAAGAAAAUAUCACUUCAAGACCUGUCAUUACCUGUAAAUAUGUAUUUCUUAUAGGGCCUUAAUCACAGUUAGAUUGUCAUCUUUAUUUUUUGCUCUGACCAUGAUCUGAAUGAGAAUAAGAGACUUUAAAAAGGGAGGGAUCAAUGAAAGAAUAUUGUUAAUCUUCUCUGUGCUGUAUUGGAAUAAGUUGCAUACUCCAUAUCUUUCUCCUUGUUCUUCCUGUCCCUUUUUUUCCCUCUCCUUUUCCCUUUCCUUUUUCCUCUUUCUUUCCCUCUCCUUUUCCCUUUCCGUCUCCCUCUCCCUCUCCCUUUUCAUCACCUUCCUCUUGGUAUUUAUCAUGGCAAGAAUCAUCAUCACCUUUUCAUCAUUUAGAGACAUGACCAUUAUGUGUCUGUUUUUUUCACUUAAUGGGUAGUUUUACAAGAAAUAGGUGUUCUAUUUAGAGCUUUACCAUUAUUAUUAUUUUUACUUUGAUUUAUUAAAGUGAAUUUUGAAGUUAUCCAGUCUCAGCAAAAGGAUUUUUGUAAUCUAAUAAAUAGCAUCACCUUCACACUAAAGUGUGUAGUUGCCUGUGUAAAUAAAGAAUAAUAGGUGUCAA
This is a messenger RNA of Penaeus vannamei (Pacific white shrimp), 4725 nucleotides long. RefSeq names its product inner centromere protein A. Gene Ontology annotation, cellular component: midbody; chromosome passenger complex; nucleus. The record is from RefSeq and is a predicted model, not a curated record. Lineage: Eukaryota; Metazoa; Arthropoda; Malacostraca; Decapoda; Penaeidae. Gene Ontology annotation, biological process: meiotic spindle midzone assembly; mitotic cytokinesis; metaphase chromosome alignment.